AUGGUUUCAAUAAUCGGACUUUUAGUCUUGGCGACAUUUACCAUUUUGAACGGUAGUAGUGCCUUUUCCGAUCUAGGGAACCACAACCCAUUGAGACCAUGGUGGAACACGAAUUCACGAACGACCGGGCGCAUUGUUGGAGGAUACGAAGUUGACAUCGCGGACGUUCCAUUCCAGGUGUCACUCUGGACCGAGUUUGGAUUUUUUUGUGGUGGAUCAAUCAUUGGCAAACGGUGGGUUUUGUCGGCGGCGCACUGUCUCAAUGGAAAUAUGACCGUUCGCGUUGGAUCAAACAUGGACAUGGAAGGCGGACAAGUGGUUGUCGUUGGGAAACAAUUUCCUCACCCAAAGUACAAUGGUACCACUAUCGACUUCGAUUUUGCCCUUCUCGAGUUGAGUGAAGAACUGGAGCUGACCAAGCAGUCGCAAGCGGUUGAAGCAACGAAUGUGCCUGCGGUUAAUCAGGAAAAAUGUGCAAAUGCUUACGCGAGCGAUCAUCACAUUACAGAUCGAAUGCUCUGUGCCGGAUACGAUCAAGGCGGUAAGGAUGCUUGCCAGGGCGAUUCGGGUGGUCCGCUGGUUGAAGGAAACAAGCUGGUGGGAGUUGUGUCGUGGGGAAAAGGAUGCGCUUUACCCGGUUAUCCAGGAGUGUAUUCACGAGUGGCAGCCGUGCGCGAGUGGAUACGUGAAAUAAUUCACAAUCAACUAGCCAUGGUUUCAUUCGUCUCAGUUCUAGUUUUGGCCACUUUUGCCGUUAUCGGUAGUGCCCUUCCCAAUCCCACCAAUCCAUUGCGUCCGUGGUGGGGUGCCAGUUCACGCUCCAGUGGACGAAUUGUUGGUGGUUUCGAAGUAGACAUCGCGGACGUCCCGUUCCAGGUGUCACUCAGGAACGACUACGGACACUUUUGCGGAGGUUCCGUCGUCGGUAGCCGUUGGGUUCUGACUGCUGCACAUUGCGUUGGUGGAGAGCUUAGUGUUCGCGUUGGGUCUAGCUUGCACGCUGAAGGAGGGCAAGUGGUUGCGGUCAAGAAUCAAUAUCCUCAUCCGGAGUAUGACGCGUUUAACAUUGACUACGAUUAUGCUCUUCUCGAAUUGAGCGAAGAACUGGAGCUAACACGGGAGUUGCAAGCGGUUGAGCUGCCGGAACAGGACGAGGAAGUCGUCGAUGGAGCCUGCCUGCAAGUUUCCGGUUGGGGUAACACGCAAAACUCGCAGGAGAGUGGAGAUGUUCUCAGAGCUACCAACGUACCGGCGGUUAAUCAGGAGAAAUGCACAAAGGCCUACGAGGACUUCGGUGAAAUUACGGAGCGAAUGCUUUGCGCCGGUUAUGAACAGGGAGGUAAGGAUGCCUGCCAAGGAGAUUCCGGUGGUCCACUGGUCGAAGGUAACAAACUGGUAGGAGUUGUAUCCUGGGGAGUGGGAUGCGCCCAGUCCGGUUAUCCAGGAGUGUACUCCCGAGUGGCUGCCGUACGCGAAUGGAUCCGUGAAGUUAGUGGAUUUGCCCUUCCCAAUCCCACCAAUCCAUUGCGUCCGUGGUGGGGCGCCAGUUCACGGUCCAGUGGACGAAUUGUCGGUGGUUUCGAAGUCGACAUCGCGGACGUCCCGUUCCAGGUGUCACUCAGGAACGACUACGGACACUUUUGCGGAGGUUCCGUCGUCGGUAGCCGUUGGGUUCUGACUGCUGCACAUUGCGUUGGUGGAGAGCUUAGUGUUCGCGUUGGAUCUAGCUUGCACGCUGAAGGAGGGCAAGUGGUUGCGGUCAAGAAUCAAUAUCCUCACCCGGAGUAUGACGCGUUUAACAUUGACUACGAUUAUGCUCUUCUCGAAUUGAGCGAAGAACUGGAGCUAACACGGGAGUUGCAAGCGGUUGAACUACCGGAACAGGACGAGGAAGUCGUCGAUGGAGCUUGCCUGCAAGUUUCCGGUUGGGGUAACACGCAAAACGCACAGGAAAGUGGAGAUGUUCUCAGAGCUACCAACGUACCGGCGGUUAAUCAGGAGAAAUGCGCAAAGGCCUACGAGGACUUCGGUGAAAUUACGGAGCGAAUGCUUUGCGCCGGUUAUGAACAGGGAGGUAAGGAUGCCUGCCAAGGAGAUUCCGGUGGUCCACUGGUCGAAGGUAACAAACUGGUAGGAGUUGUAUCCUGGGGAGUGGGAUGCGCCCAGUCCGGUUAUCCAGGAGUGUACUCCCGCGUGGCUGCCGUACGCGAAUGGAUCCGUGAAGUUAGUGGAUUGUAA
Molecule: messenger RNA, 2238 nt
Organism: Sabethes cyaneus
Lineage: Eukaryota; Metazoa; Arthropoda; Insecta; Diptera; Culicidae
Product: transmembrane protease serine 9-like
Exons: 4
Coding region: 1-2238 (745 amino acids)
Biological process (GO): proteolysis
Molecular function (GO): serine-type endopeptidase activity
Source: RefSeq, a predicted model, not a curated record